AUUGCGUCUGCUAUAUAAUAUAACCGAAGCAGAAACCCUAAUUUCGGAAUUCUUCUUGUAUCGGUGCGGCACAUUCACAGUACAGUAGGGAGAGGAGUUGGAUCGGAAUGGGAAGGGUAAUUCGUGCACAGCGUAAGGGUGCUGGGUCAGUGUUCAAGUCCCACACCCACCACCGCAAGGGUCCAGCAAGGUUCCGCAGUCUCGAUUUUGGUGAACGAAACGGUUACCUGAAAGGCGUUGUUACCGACGUCAUCCACGACCCUGGUCGCGGUGCCCCUCUCGCCAAGGUCACUUUCCGCCACCCCUUCCGCUACCAGAAGCAGACCGAGCUCUUCGUCGCCGCCGAAGGCAUCUACACCGGCCAGUUCAUCUACUGCGGCAAGAAAGCCACCCUCGUCGUUGGCAACGUCUUGCCCCUCCGAUCCAUCCCUGAAGGUGCCGUCAUUUGUAAUGUCGAACACCACGUCGGUGAUCGCGGCGUUUUCGCUAGGGCUUCCGGCGACUAUGCUAUUGUUAUCAGCCACAACCCUGAUAACGAUACCACCAGGAUCAAGCUUCCUUCUGGUUCGAAGAAGAUUGUUCCAAGUGGGUGUAGGGCGAUGAUUGGGCAAGUUGCAGGUGGAGGAAGAACUGAGAAACCUCUUCUUAAGGCUGGUAAUGCUUACCACAAAUUCAGGGUGAAGAGGAAUUGCUGGCCUAAGGUGCGUGGUGUGGCUAUGAACCCAGUUGAGCAUCCUCAUGGAGGAGGUAACCACCAGCACAUUGGUCAUGCUAGUACUGUUAGGCGUGAUGCUCCUCCUGGCCAGAAGGUUGGUCUCAUUGCUGCUAGGAGGACUGGUCGUCUUAGGGGACAAGCUGCUGCUACUGCUGCCAAAGCGGAUAAGACAUCUUGAAGAGAUUGUUAGGGUCUUAUUUUGUUGCAAGUUCUCAAAUUUUGUUUAUUUGAUAGUUUUAUGUUAAACUGUUUGGGUAGUAUUUUGAGCAAUGUUUUCCCCAUAAAUAUGAAGCCCUUAAUUGACUGUAUUUUUUGCUUGUUUAAGACAUUCAAUCCUACUGUUUAUCUAUCUUUUGCUGAUUUCAACUAGUUGUAAUGUGAAAUUCAAUUUUUUUCUUCUCCUUUGGUGAUUUGAUUUUGGCUACAGCAGUAGCCUACGAGCUUUUUCAUUAAGCUCAACUGUAAGAGAGUUGAGGAAGACCGACAAGAACACUGGAAGAAAUCAUCGAAAGAAAUCUUGAGAUAUAAUAUUUC
Messenger RNA from Abrus precatorius (Indian licorice), 1249 nucleotides. RefSeq names its product 60S ribosomal protein L8-1. Bases 108 to 893 code for a protein of 261 amino acids. Gene Ontology annotation, cellular component: cytosolic large ribosomal subunit; ribosome. Gene Ontology annotation, biological process: cytoplasmic translation. The transcript is spliced from 2 exons. Lineage: Eukaryota; Viridiplantae; Streptophyta; Magnoliopsida; Fabales; Fabaceae. Gene Ontology annotation, molecular function: structural constituent of ribosome; RNA binding. The record is from RefSeq and is a predicted model, not a curated record.